AUGAGCACGAUGAAAAUCCGGUCUUCGAUAACCGACAUGAAAGUUGAUAAUCAGAAUAAGCGCGAUUUUAGCGAAAUAUUGACAUGUUUGAAUAGUUCAUUACAGUCAACACAUAUUGAACACGAACAACAAUCAGUUGAAGAACCACCUUUAAAACCCGUUAAGGUUGAUUCAGCAAGUGAACGGUUAUCGAAAUCUCCAGUUAAAUUUACACAAGAAGAAUUACGCUUAAAACUUGAAGACGUCAUUCAUAAAAUGUUGGCAACUGAAGUGUCAUAUCCAUUCAGACAACCAGUUGAUCCUGUAGCACUAAAUAUUCUAGAUUAUCCUUUGAUUAUUACGCAUCCGAUGGAUAUUUCGACAAUUCAUAAGAAAUUAUUAUCAGCCGAAUAUGACAAUCCGUUUGAUUUUGUUGAUGACAUGUGGCUGAUGUUCAACAAUGCAUGGACCUAUAAUAAAAAAACGACAAAGAUUUAUAAAAUGUGUUUAGGAACUAUUGAUCCUAUUAUGCAAUCAAUGGGCUAUUGUUGUGGUCGGCAAUAUGCCUUCUUGCCACGCGUCAUAUUUUGUUAUGGUAAUAACUUUUGCUGUCAAAUAGCACCUAACAAUACCUAUUACUAUUACAAUAACUCUGGACGAUCAAGAAUAAAUAUGACCAACGACAGAUACAUGUUUUGCAAUGAAUGCUUUGAUGCAGUCAACGAUGAAACGAUCUGGGUUGGUGAUGAUCCAAAUCAAUCGUUGAUCGCAUUACGAAAAUGCGAUUUUAUACACGCUAAAAAUGAUGCACAAGAGCCUGAGUUCAUGAUCAGUUGUACUGUCUGCUCAAGAAGAUGGCAUCAAAUUUGCGCAUUGUAUCUCGAUCAAAUAAGGCCGGAAGGUUUUGUAUGUGAAACAUGCAUCAAAGAUCACAAUAUUGUUCAAAAAGAUAAUCAGUACGUUGCGCAUAAAUUGUCGAUAACUGAAUUAUCUAAUAAAUUAGAACAACGUGUCAAUGAUUUUCUACGCAUGAAAUGUGUUAGUACUGGACGAGUGACAAUUCGAAUGUUGAAUGCAUCCAAUAAAGUGUGUAAAGUGAAACCGAAAUUGAAGAAAUAUUAUCCAAAUCAAGUACCAGAUGAUUAUCCAUAUCAAGCAAAAGCAAUAUUUGCCUUUCAAGAAAUUGAUAGUGUCGAUGUUGUGUUUUUUGCUAUGCAUGUUCAAGAAUACGAUAGAAGAUGUCAAGCACCAAACACAAAGCGUAUUUAUAUUUCCUAUUUGGAUUCUGUUAAUUAUUUUCGCCCAAGACAAUAUCAAACGGACAUUUGUCAAGAAAUAUUGAUUGGCUAUUUGGAUUACGCAAGACAAAUGGACUACCUUUAUGUACAUAUAUGCGUGCGUCCACCGAAUGAAGACGAUAACUUCAUAUUCUAUUAUCAUCGACUUGGGGAACGUGUACCAAAACCAAAAAGUCUACGACAAUGGUACCAAAGAAUGUUAGAUCGAGCCAUCUCUGAACAUAUCGAUAUAAUGAAAGAUUGCAUGGAUAAUCAAACUGAAUCCGUAUUUGAUAUUCCGUAUUUUGACGGUGAUUUCUGGACGGACGCCAUUGAAGAAAGUAUUGAGAAACUUGAGCAAGAAGAAGAACGUCGCGGGAAGGGAAUGGGAGUCAAAAUGGUAAUGCAAAAACGACUUUUGGAUGAUCCAAUUGAACCAGAUGAUCUAACUAACACUGCAAAUGAAUGUAUAUCAGCGAAAACAAAUAAAAGAAAAAAUCUGGAGAAAACAGCUAGUGCACGAAAAAUAGCUAAAAUUGAAAUUUUAAACCGUUCUGAUCUAUUAUCAAAAAUAUUUAUUAAGAUGAAAAAACAUAAAGAGGUCUUUUUCGUGAUACAUUUACGGUGUGCAUUGGCAGUAUAUCCAACAACGAAAAAUAGUGAUGUACUAAUUCAUUGUAAGUUGAUGGAUACACGUGAUACGUUUCUAAAUUUUGCACGUGAGAAACAGUGGGAAUUUUCCUCUUUACGUCGAGCUAAGUUUUCCACAAUGGUCUUGUUACACGAACUACAUUCAUCAACGAGUGUUAAAUACACAUACAUAUGUGCACACUGUUCUCAACAAUGUGAUGAUCAAUACCGUAGUGAGAUGUACAAUUUUGAUCUAUGUGAAAAAUGUUAUUCUCAAGUAAAACAUGAACAUGAAAUGGCGCGGAUUGUGCACCCGUCAUUAAUCAAUGUCAAAAAUGAUGAAAACAACGUGAAUAAUUCAAGUCCGAAAUCACUGAUUUGUCCAACAGUGCAACGACAACAAUCGAUGCAGCACUAUAUAGAAACAUUGUUACAUGCUGCCAAUUGUCAGAAUUUCAGUUGUUCCUAUUGUGGUUGUUUACUUUUUAAAAGAGUUAUUCGACAUACAAAAGAGUGUAAUGAAAAAAAGCGUCAAUGUAAUAUAUGUAAACAAGCCCUAUUGCUAUUUUACUAUCAUGCUAAAAUAUGUGAGGAACAAAACUGCCAAGUACCAUUUUGUGAAAAAGUAAAAAUUAAAAUACGAAAACAACGUUUAGCUCAUGAUCAGAUACGGUGA
Didymodactylos carnosus is the source of this 2562-nucleotide messenger RNA. The record is from the annotation of a GenBank genome assembly. Lineage: Eukaryota; Metazoa; Rotifera; Eurotatoria; Philodinida; Philodinidae.